Suillus clintonianus is the source of this 1316-nucleotide messenger RNA. RefSeq lists its product as uncharacterized. The transcript is spliced from 15 exons. NCBI's taxonomy places the organism in Eukaryota, Fungi, Basidiomycota, Agaricomycetes, Boletales, Suillaceae. The record is from RefSeq and is a predicted model, not a curated record. Bases 240 to 1100 code for a protein of 286 amino acids.
UCGACCACCAGCAUUUGAAACGUACGAUAUGAUUACGACAGCCUUGAGUACAAGUGAACCAACGUUGAUCAAGAGGUUGACCCUUGCUUGGCUUGAUGGCAUGUUACUUAUCGUGGUUGGCAUGUCAAACCAAAAACGCUUGACAUAAUGCCCCUGGUUGGAAUUAUGGGUUGUUAUAUAUUCAACCUAACCAUGCUCGGCGACACUAGUGCUUCUCUCCUUUGGGCUCUUUCUUAAGCAUGGAUUCACAAACCUCCAUUGACCUCUCAAUCACCCUACAGUUCCGAGAUUAUUUUUUCGUAUCACUAGCGGUUUUUUGGGUCUACGACUGUUUCCUGACCUUGGACCAGGAGAUAUCUUUGAUUCAUAGGCCCCCGUGGAAGAAAGGACGCAUUCUUUAUGUCACGACGAGAUACUUGCCAGCCUUCUUGCUCUGUAUACACAUAUACAUGAACCAUCUCCAGAAUGAACAUUUUGUGACUUGUAAAUCCCUGCGUUCGAUGUGGUAUGUUCCUGCCGCACUCUGCAUAGCUGGUGCAGAAGGUAUCUUCGUCCUUCGCACUUAUGCAUUAUGGGGAAACAAGAAAUCUAUUCUGGCCCUUAUGUUGUCAACGGUACUCUGCCUGGCGAUCUCGGAUGUGGUAAUGACGACGGCAAUUUCGAGCCGGUUGGAAUUCCAACUAUCAAGCGGGGGUGGGGGUUGUUACUCACUGUCCCACAACAAGUUGGAAGGAGUUCCUUGGGCACUUCUGGUAGCAUUCGAGCUUGAGAUCAUAGUACUUACCAUGAUUCGUGUAUAUUGGGCAUACCGCGAAAGAGGGUGUCGGUUGCUUGAUAUCCUUCUACAACACAACAUUUUUUACUUCGGAACUGGGCUAACACUGUCGGCAUUCAAUAUUUUGGCCCAACAGUACCUGUCGUACAACUACUCAAAUAUGUUCGGGACGUUUCAAAUCGUCAUGCAUUCGAUCGUCGUUACUCGGAUGCACCUGCAGUUUUGCAGCACCAGUCAAGUUUGCGAUUUAUCUGAGUCUGCAAUGACAUCAUACUCUCAAUUGACACAUUUUGAACUUGAGACACGUUCGCACUCAGACGCAUGAUGGAUUCGAUGAAGCUUUUUCAUUCACAUAUUUUCCUGCUGUAUUGCAACUAGUAGCCUAAGCCUGUUGGCAUCAGGAAAAGUGAGGCUAGCACUAUAUAGUCCAUGUUAUACGAGUCGCUGAAUGGUACCCCCCCCCACUCUCGAGCAUCAGCAACAUCAGCAAAAUCUCACAUUUCCUUUUCCGUCUUGUUUGUAUUACUCACCUGAAAAAGUC